AUGCCACCAAGUACCACUGAGUAUGAGGCAGCCAUCGAGUACCAUCGAACUGAUGUUAAAACUACUGAGGACAAGGAGGCUGAAGAAAAUAAGGUUCAAGAAAAUGAAGACAAUGAGGCUCAAGAGAAUGACCAACAGAAACAAGAUAAUGAAAAUGUUGAAUUGCAAGAUGAAGAGAAAGAUCUUGUAGAUGAAGAGAAAGAUCAAGAAGAAAAAAUAGAUAAAGAUAAGGAAGAGGAAGAAAAGGUUGCUGAAAUGACUCUUAGAAAGAGUCCAAAAAAGUAUAGACCAAAGGUUGCAACUAAAAAUAUGGACGAGUUUGUUGUUGAGAAUAGGCCGAAGAGACAAACAGAACUAACCAAGAAAAUUUUGGAGAAUACAAGAAAUAUAAAAAGAGACAAAAAGAAGGUCCUUCCAAAGGUGUCUCCCAAGGUGUCUCCAAGCAAAAUUACAAGGCAUUCUCCAAUAUGGAAGGAUGAUGCUCCAAGCUUUAAUAUCAAAAUAUCACAACUUUGA
Messenger RNA from Benincasa hispida (wax gourd), 516 nucleotides. The record is from RefSeq and is a predicted model, not a curated record. Lineage: Eukaryota; Viridiplantae; Streptophyta; Magnoliopsida; Cucurbitales; Cucurbitaceae.